AUGACCAUCGCAGGCAUCGGCCUUCCUUUGACGCUUGUGGCCAUCGUCGCUAUUUGUUCACUGGUACGAAAGGAUCACGUUGCUCCAAUAUACGUCAUCAACCUUCUCAUUUCUGACAUCGUUCAGCUCAGCAGCAUGAUCAUUUUGGGGCAAAAGUUCAGUGGAAGGACAGUCUUCAGCAUCUGUUUCAUGGUGGUCAUCUCUCUGGAAAGGUACUUAGUGAUCGCCUGGCCGCUGUGGUACAAAUUCAAACGAAACAUCAAGACAUCUGUGAUCGUCUGCGUGAUAGUUUGGCUCUUUCCUAUUCUAUACCUCCCAAUCUUUUUCCUUGCACGUUAUCACAUAAACAUCAUCAUUGCGUGUUUCCUGCUCCUUCCAUUCCCCCUGCUCAUAUUCUUCCUGGGUGGAACUCUCAAAGCUCUGUCUUCAGCCCGCAGUGUCCCCCCCGAUGAAAAACGGCGCAUUGUAGGAGCUCUGGUCCUGGUUUUGCUGAUUUAUAAUCUACUGUUUCUGCCACGAGUUAUUGUUUCUCUGUCAAAAAAGAUCAAACAAUAUGAAAAUAUUGAAAUUGUGACUUUGCUCCCACUUUUCUUCAGUCCUCUGGCCGAUCUGUUUCUGUACGUUUUCAUGCGGAAAGGGAUCUGUGACAAGCUUUUGGCCUCUCUGUGUUGUUGCAAAAUGGACCAUGAUGAUGGCACAUCACUGGAGACCGGAGUCACUUCGGACUCAGACUGA
This is a messenger RNA of Cololabis saira (Pacific saury), 735 nucleotides long. Its product is annotated as G-protein coupled receptor 4-like. NCBI's taxonomy places the organism in Eukaryota, Metazoa, Chordata, Actinopteri, Beloniformes, Belonidae. The record is from RefSeq and is a predicted model, not a curated record. Gene Ontology annotation, cellular component: membrane. Gene Ontology annotation, molecular function: G protein-coupled receptor activity. Gene Ontology annotation, biological process: positive regulation of Rho protein signal transduction; phospholipase C-activating G protein-coupled receptor signaling pathway. Bases 1 to 735 code for a protein of 244 amino acids. The transcript is spliced from 4 exons.